Messenger RNA from Anolis sagrei ordinatus, 1720 nucleotides. RefSeq names its product LRAT domain containing 1 (gene LRATD1). Lineage: Eukaryota; Metazoa; Chordata; Lepidosauria; Squamata; Anolidae. The record is from RefSeq and is a predicted model, not a curated record. Gene Ontology annotation, biological process: cell morphogenesis; cell motility.
CGCGCCGAGGCCGAUGGUGCGCCGGGGAUCCCCCCUCCCCUCCCUUGUGGCGUUGAUUGGCACCCCCGAGCCCGCGCAGCAGCCAAUGAGCGUCUUUCGGGGGCGGCGCUUGACGCCUUGACUUGAGCCUGGCCACCGAGGGGACUCCAGAGCCGCGCGGGGCCGUCCAGGAGAAGGAAGGGAGGAAGGCAGGCAGGAGGCGGCAGCCUGCGGGCUGCCCAGCGGAGCCGGGCGAGGCAAGGAGGAGGAGGAGGAGGAGGCUGGGCUUCGGAGCGCCCCUUUCUCCCAUGCAUGGCGGGCGGAGGACUCUGAAGGACGUCGGGGGCUCGAUCUGGGCGACUCCGGACCCGCCCGCUCCCGCCCUCCCUCCCGCCGGGGCGGCGUCCUUGAUGGGCAACCAACUGGACCGCAUCACCCACUUGAACUACAGCGAGCUGCCGACGGGGGACCCUUCGGGCAUCGAGCAGGACGAGCUCCGCGUGGGCGUGGCCUACUUCUUCUCGGAUGAGGAGGAGGUGGACCUGGACGAGCGCGGAGGAGGAGGAGGGGGCGGCGGCGGCGGCGUGGGGGUCCCGCCCGAGGCCACCAAGUACAGCGGCGGGAGGGGCGCCGGAAGCCCCGCCCCGGAGACCCCCGUCCAUCACCACCACCACCACCACCACUUGCACCUGCACCACCCGGGGACUCCCCCUCCGCCGCUGCUGCUGAGCGAGCCCCAGUUCCGCGCCUUCCGCGGCCCGGAAUGUAUCUUCUCCAAAGGCAGCGGUGUGGGGGCGCUGGGGGUGUACCCGGCGUCGGCGCUGCCUGCGCUGUGCGAGGCGGGGGACCUGCUGGAGCUGCUGGACCUGGGCGGUGCGGAGCCUCCGUCGUGGCCGCCGCGCUGGGCCGUCUACGUGGGCGGUGGGCAGGUGGUGCAGCUCCGCGGGGGGCAGAUCCGGCAGGAGGGGCUGCGCGAGGGCGGGGGCGGGCUGGCCGGGCGCGUGGUGAGUGACUGGUACCGCUUCCGCCCGCUCGGCGCCGAGCUGGUGGUGCAGAACGCGCGCGGGCACCUCGGCCUCAAGAGCCCCGAGAUCUGCUGGACGAACUCGGAGAGCUUCGCCGCCUGGUGCCGCUUCGGCAAGCGGGAGUUCAAGGCCGGCGGGGAGGGCGCCCCCGGGGCAGGCGGCGGAGGGUGUCCCAGGCAGCAGUACUACCUCCAGAGCCGCUUAGCCGACGGCGAGGCCCGCACGGCCCGCUUCCACAGCCUGGAGGAGCUCAUCCGCGAGAAGCGGCGCCUCGACGCCUCCGCCCGGCUCAGGGCCCUCCAGGGGAUGGACAUCGGCGACGACAGCGGCAAAGAAUAACCAGAACCAGCAUCAUUGCGAUGAUGAUGAUGAUACAAAAAGAGGGGUGGGACAACCCCGGCCACUGAGGCCCGCGCGCACUCGACUUGGGUCGCCCUUCCCUGCCAUUGGAGGGGAACUCCGCAGCAGCACUGGUCGCCAUGGCAACCGAGUUGGGCCCUCCCAGUCCCCGCCUCACUUUGGCCUGCGCUGACAGUAGAUACACAAAGUGGGAAAUAGGGAGCCCAGGACUGAGAAGAGGAGGAUAAAAGGAGGAAAGAGAUGAGGGAGAAGUGUGGUUAGCUAAACCUGUGGACGUUCAGGUCCUUCCUGGCUAUGUGUUGAUCGUACCUCCUUCCUUCCUGGCUUGUGCUUAAUAAUAAAACAAAACAAUCCAA